Messenger RNA from Phaedon cochleariae (mustard beetle), 1512 nucleotides. The record is from the annotation of a GenBank genome assembly. Lineage: Eukaryota; Metazoa; Arthropoda; Insecta; Coleoptera; Chrysomelidae.
AUGGUAAAAUUCAGCAGGCGACAGUGGUUAACUCUUAUCGUCAUAGGAAUAGCAGAUUUUUGCAAUGCAAUUUGUGUAUCUCUUCAAGCACCCUUUUAUCCACAAGAAGCUGAGAGAAAACACUGUACUGCAACUGAAUACGGUCUAGUUUUUGGAAUAUUCGAAUUUGUAGUAUUCUUGAUAAGUCCCAUAUAUGGACAGCAUCUUAACAAAAUCGGACCAAAAUUAUUAUUCAAUGGUGGAAUCUACACUACUGGAGUGUGUGCAAUAUUAUUUGGUCUCCUAGAUAAGGUGGAAGGACAUUACCCUUUCAUUAUUUUGAGCUUUAUAAUUCGAAUCGUCGAAGCUCUCGGAAAUGCUGCUUUCCUGACAGCCAGUUUUGCCAUUAUAGCCAAAGAAUUUCCAAAUAAUGUCGCCACGACUUUUGCCUCCUUGGAGACAUUUUUCGGCCUAGGUCUAAUCGUCGGCCCGACAGUCGGUGGCGCCCUCUUUCAAGUUGGUGGAUACACUCUGCCGUUCGCAGUAAUGGGAUCUGCUCUCUUCAUGUCCGCCAUUCUAACUGCCUUGGUAUUGCCGAAACACGAAGACGGAACCGACCGGGAAGCAGGACCGUCAAUGUUCAAAGCUCUGCGCAUUCCGGGCGUCCUUUUGGCGUCUGCCAGCAUCGUGGUGACGUCGAUGUCGAUCGGCUUCCUGCAGGCCACCCUGGAGCCCCACUUGCGGCCCUUUCGGCUCUCGCCCGUCGUGCUCGGCCUCAUGUUCGUCAUCAACGGCGGCGUCUACGCCGUCACGGCGCCCCUCUUCGGCUGCCUCUGCGAUCGAGUGUGCGCGCCCAAGGUCGUCACCGCCGUCGGGACGCUGCUCGUCGCCGCCGGGUUCUGCGUCAUCGGGCCCGUGCCUUUGCUGCCCUUCCAACAAAAAUUGUGGAUAUGUAUUCUGGGGCUGGUUUUGCAUGGUUUGGGGAUGGCCGCACAACUCGUGGCAUCAUUCACAGACGCUCUCAGGACUAUAGUCGCGCACGGCUUCCCCAACAACCUGGAAACCUUCGGCCUGGUGUCUGGUCUGUGGACCAGCACGUUCGCCUUGGGCGCCUUCAUCGGCCCGUCGAUGAGCGGCAUCCUGUACGACGCCGCCGGUUUCCAGAAUGCGUCGCUAUUCGUCGUCGUGCUGCACGUGUUCGUCGGCUCGAUAGUGACAGUCUUCUUGUGGCUGGCGCCGGACGCGCCGCCCCUUUCCUACCAGGAGCUCAAAGAGGAGAAUCGGUCCGAGGCGCCCGAGGUCGACGACGUCAAGUCCUUGCAGCAGAACAGCGUCACCGAGAGCAUGAUCAGUAGUAUUCGUUCUGUGGGCAAUGGCAUAUCCAUCGAGAAGAGCCGUCCACCAGGCAUGAACAGCCUGAUAGCGUGCAACAGCUACAAGAGUCACGCUUGGCCCCAAAUAGAAGCCAACAGUCUCACAUUGGGGCCCUACAGCCACAGUUACGGCACCGUCAAUCGAAGAAACGUCGUUUAA